CUCUUAGCUCAUUUUCGCUAAGACUUCUGUUCUAUUUCGUCGUACACUGUACCUUCUCUCUCUCUCUCUCUCUCUCUCUCUUGAUCUCGAUCUCGAUCGCGUAAUCUAUACAUACACGUGUAUGUAUAUAUAUAGUCGCAAGCCUUUUGCUCAAAAUUUUGAAUCCCUUUGUGAAAGGGGUUGAUUUUGUGGUCGAAUCUUUUCGUUUGCUACUGCCCCUGUGUUCCUGGGUUUUGUUGUUUCGUUGUCUUUCUUCUGGUCUACUACGAGAAAACAUAAUCAGGCUCUCUUGGUUUGGACAAAAGGAAAAUCAUGUCGGGUGGAGGAUCGCAGAGCAGUUUAAGAAAAUAUUUGGGAGCUAUCAAGGAUACCACCACGGUUUCACUAGCUAAGGUUAAUAGCGAUUACAAGGAAUUGGAUAUUGCUAUUGUCAAGGCUACUAAUCAUGUUGAGCGGCCUUCGAAUGAAAAGUACAUCAGAGCUAUUUUCAUGGCUAUUUCAGCCACUAGGCCUCGUGCGGAUGUGGCUUAUUGCAUCCAUGCUUUGGCAAGACGGCUAUCAAGAACGCAUAACUGGGCGGUUGCACUGAAAACUCUUAUCGUUAUUCACCGUGCGUUGAGGGAAGUGGACCAGACGUUUCACGAAGAAGUUAUUAACUACAGCAGAAGCAGGAGCCAUAUGCUUAACAUGUCUCACUUCAAAGAUGAUUCCAGCCCAAAUGCGUGGGAUUACUCUGCAUGGGUCCGUGCCUAUGCCUUAUUCUUAGAAAGUUGGUUGGAGUGUUUCCGCGUCUUGAAGUAUGAUGUUGAAAUCGAUGCCCCGAGAACCAAAGAUUUGGACACUCCUGGUUUGCUUGAACAACUACCAGCUUUACAGCAGCUCCUUUUCCGUGUUCUCGGUUGUCAGCCUGAAGGAGCAUCGGUUCACAACCACAUAAUCCAGUUGGCACUCUCGAUGGUUGCUUCCGAGAGCACCAAAAUUUACCAAGCACUAACAAAUGGCAUAGACAAUUUGGUCGAUAAGUUCUUCGAGAUGCAACGAAAUGAUGCUUUGAAGGCAUUGGAUAUCUACAGACGGGCAGGAAAACAGGCCGAGAGGCUGUCAGAAUUCUACGAAGUUUGCAAAAGUAUUUAUAUCGGACGUGGAGACAGGUUUACAAAGAUUGAACAGCCUCCCGCAUCUUUUCUACAAGCCAUGGAAGAGUAUGUGAUGGAAGCUCCAUUGACCGUAGGAGUUAAGAAGGAGCUGGCUGUUGGCAAUAAACUUACGGCUCCUAAAGAAGUUUUGGCCAUAGAGUACGAAAAGCCUCCGGAGGUAGUUGAAGAGAAACCGUCAACGCCUCCUCCUCCAGAAGUGGUUAAAGAGGAGACACAGAAGCCCGUUGCUCAACAACCUGAUUUGCUGUCUUUGGAUGACCCGGCCCCCGUGGUUGCGGAAAUAGAAGAGAAAAAUGCAUUGGCUUUGGCUAUUGUCCCCGUCACUUAUGAUCAACCAACUUCGGCAACUGUUGGAACGAAUGUAAGUUCGACCGGUUGGGAACUGGCGCUUGUAACCACCCCGAGCUCAAAUGAACAUGCUGCUGCCAAUAGCAAACUGGCGGGUGGUCUGGACAAACUCACACUAGACAGCCUAUAUGAUGAUGCAAUCAGAGCGAGCAACCAGACCAGAAGCUACAACCCGUGGGAACCAGCCUCAUUUCACAACGGCUCGAUGGUCCAGACCACGAUGAUGCACCAGGACCCUUUCUUUGCCUCUAACCCCACAGUCUCAGCUCCUCCCUCGUUUCAGAUGUCAUCAAUGGGGAAUCAUCAUCAUCAUCAACAGGGGUUCAUGUACGGACAACCUAACCAGGGAAUGACGAUGAGACCUCCUCUGCAACAUCCGAACCCUUAUGGCAGCAACCCUUUCGUCUCCAACGGUAACACGAAUACAUACGGACAUGGCGUUCCGGUUCAGGGUUAUAAUCCUUAUUCAAGCUUUCUCUGAGGUUUGAUACUGUGACUAUUGAUAUGCAAACCCCGUGGUAUUGGAUAUACCCCCACUCAGGUACGAGGAACAGGGGAGGAUGUCAUGUCAUUGUACAAUAUAUACACGUAUGCGUUGUGAUCUGAUCUGAUCUGAUCAUGUUUGUAGCUAUAGAGAUUUCUUUGACAUGGUAAAUAGUAUUUGUAUUUUUUUUUCCCAUUUUGUCUUUGGAAGAAAUCAUUUGAUUAUUCAUUUGUGUUGAUGAUUGUGUAAUAAUAACGUCUUUAAACCCUUUGUUUU
Molecule: messenger RNA, 2265 nt
Organism: Tarenaya hassleriana
Lineage: Eukaryota; Viridiplantae; Streptophyta; Magnoliopsida; Brassicales; Cleomaceae
Product: putative clathrin assembly protein At5g35200
Exons: 17
Coding region: 313-1986 (557 amino acids)
Biological process (GO): vesicle budding from membrane; clathrin-dependent endocytosis; clathrin coat assembly
Cellular component (GO): clathrin-coated pit; clathrin-coated vesicle
Molecular function (GO): clathrin heavy chain binding; 1-phosphatidylinositol binding; phosphatidylinositol-4,5-bisphosphate binding
Source: RefSeq, a predicted model, not a curated record